Arabis nemorensis is the source of this 741-nucleotide messenger RNA. The record is from the annotation of a GenBank genome assembly. Lineage: Eukaryota; Viridiplantae; Streptophyta; Magnoliopsida; Brassicales; Brassicaceae.
AUGGCUACUUCAAGAUCAUUCAUUUUCUCUAAUCUCUUCGUUUUCUUCCUUGUUAUGGCUACAACUCAUGGUCAGGCUCCAGCUCCAACACCUUCAGGUCCAACAAACAUAACCGCGAUCUUAGAAAAAGCUGGUCAAUACACAUUGUUCAUAAGACUUCUCAAAAGCACUCAAGCUUCAGACCAAAUCAACACUCAGCUCAAUUCAUCUUCAAGCCAAGGCUUAACCGUGUUUGCCCCGACCGAUAACGCCUUUAGCAGCCUCAAAUCCGGUACCUUAAACUCGUUAUCCGAUCAGCAAAAGGUUCAGCUUGUACAGUUCCAUGUUCUUCCUACACUCUUGACUAUGCCUCAGUUUCAAACCGUUAGUAACCCCUUACGCACGCAAGCUGGUGAUGGGCAAAACGGUAAAUUCCCUCUUAACAUCACUAGCUCCGGUAACCAAGUCAAUAUCACCACCGGAGUUGUGAGCGCCACCGUGGCUAACUCUGUCUAUAGCGAUAAGCAGCUCGCGGUUUAUCAAGUCGAUCAAGUUUUGCUACCAUUAGCAUUGUUUGGUUCAAGCUCAGCUCCUGCUCCAGCCCCUGAGAAAGGCGGCUCGGUUUCAAAAGGUUCAGCUUCCGGUGGUGGCGACGAUGGAGGAGAUUCUACUGACUCAUCUGAUGCAGAGAGAAUCGGAUCCGGGUUUGGGAUCAGAAUCGGCAUUGUUGCCACCAUUGCUGCUUCUUCUCUAUGGAUAUAA